This is a messenger RNA of Salvelinus sp. IW2-2015, 2100 nucleotides long. Lineage: Eukaryota; Metazoa; Chordata; Actinopteri; Salmoniformes; Salmonidae. The record is from RefSeq and is a predicted model, not a curated record.
CAGUACUUCCCAAGACUGCCUUGCCAUUAAACUGGCUCUUCCGGUAUCUUCACGAUCYCACUCAGCUCAGCUGUCAUUCUUAUUUGCAAACAAAGAUCCCGUGCUCGGAUGUUUGCAGCUCCGCCGCCCGUCCACCCCGUUUGUCACUUGAAUCGUGCCGUCAUCGGUUAAAAUGGGAGAAAACGGCGACACCGAGAUCAUAGAGCACCACGUUGACGAGGAGAUGGAGAAAAAGAGGAUAUUAAGAAGCCAUGGCUCUUCGUUCAUGGAGAGUGUUACACCGUCGGAGAGGGAUGGACACAGUAGUACGCAGUCUUCCCACAGGCUACUGGCRUACAGYGAUGCGCUCAUCUCAAUCAUAGCCACUGUUAUGAUAUUACCUGUUGCACAUACAAAGGUCCAAGAUAACGAGGAAUUGAAGGAGAGUCUGCAGGUUCUGCUCACCACCAAGAUAGCUGUGUACCUGAUGACCUUCCUCAUAGUGACCGUAGCAUGGGCUGCUCAUAUCAGUCCUAUGUGAUCCUAGCCAUCGUAAUCUUCCUGCCUUACAUCUCCCAGUCUCUAAAAUGGUGCCGCAGCAAAGCUAUCGGCCAGGUGGAGGAGACUCCAGAUUCCAUGAUGUUUUAUACGUACCAUCCAAACGAACCCCUCAGCAAGGAGAGGGUGGAGGCCUUCAGCGAUGGCGUGUUCGCCAUCGUAGCUACUCUACUCAUCUUAGACAUAUGUGAGGACAAUGUACCCGACCCAGUGAUGGUCCAGAAACAGUAUGGUGGGAGUCUGGUGGCGGCCCUGCAGAACUAUGGUCCAGAGUACCUGGCCUAUUUUGGCUCCUUCGCUACCGUGGCUCUCCUCUGGUUCGUCCAUCACUCUCUCUUCCUUCACGUCACCAGGACCACUCGUUUCAUGGGCCUCCUCAACACCUUCUCUCUGGCCUUCGUAGGGGGCCUGCCCUUGGCCUACCAGCUGACCCACGAGUUCCCCCGUAACUCCCGCAACGAGCUGGAGGCCAUCCAGAUCAGCUGCGUCAUCAUCUUCUUUGCCGGCGUCUUCCAGCUCGCCAUCUGGGUGGCGGCGUUGUUCAGCGAACGCGAGACGCUACACCCUUAUGUGCGUUACGGCGGCCGCGARCACGCCUUCAUGUUGGCCAAGCUGGCGCUGUACCCGUGCGUUGCCCUGGGAACCUUCUUCCUCACCUGUAUUCUCAGUAAGUUCAGCGCGUCUAUUUUCCACCUGAUGGAGAUUACGGUGCCGUUUGCUUUCCUGUUGCUGAGGCUGCUGGUCAGAGGCGGGCUGGCGCUGCUGCGCCUCAUAUUCUGCCCCGAUGGGCCGGAGACGAGGAGUGCUCUGGAGGAAGAGGAGGAAGAGGAGGCUAGGAUGCCCUUCAAUACCAUGAUCACUUAGUGGUUGUCAUCUAGCUAGAUGGUCAGUUUGCUCUGGGUCUGUAUUCACAAAUGUUGCAUAGUAGGAGUGCUGAUCUAGGCUCAGUUUUGACAUUUAUAUCAUAAUGUGUAUAUAAUGAAUAAGAUUAUAUGGACSAGUGGGUASCUGAUCCUAGAUCAGCUUUGUGAAUACAGGCUCUGGACUGGGGACGUGGUCUGUCGGACAGAUGUACAGUAGCUACAGCUCGUCUUGACCUCUGAGGUUGAUUCCAUUUGAACUGCACAUUCAGUUUGUAUUGAUGAGUAAUUUUCUUUUCAAAUUGGUUUACGUAAGUCAAGUUUAAAUGUCAAGUGAAAUGGAAUGGAAUUGGUCCCACGGUAAGCUGGUAGUUAAGGGAAAUGKCACUGAGCCAGAGAAGUGGAGAGUACAAUCAAUGUAAUUGACAGCCCUCCAUUUUUAUAAUUUAUAUCUGACUUCUUGAAUAAUGGUUUAUUGUUUACCKUUGAGAAUCUAGUCUGUUUGUGCCAACAUUAUAUUCCAAACAUGUAUGGCAUGACAAGGCACAGGGGUCGUGUUAAGAGUUCAGAAAUCUGCAUUUUAAACCAUUUCACCUGCGUUUUUAUAUUGAAAAGUCAAGUUUCUGUUGUUGUUUGCUUCAAUAGAGUGACCAGGGGCGUGCAGAUAUAGUUUUCCUUCACAGAAAAUACAUUAGUGCAACAC